Molecule: messenger RNA, 815 nt
Organism: Aspergillus uvarum CBS 121591
Lineage: Eukaryota; Fungi; Ascomycota; Eurotiomycetes; Eurotiales; Aspergillaceae
Exons: 1
Coding region: 163-714 (183 amino acids)
Source: RefSeq, a predicted model, not a curated record
UACCACUGAUGAGUUGCCAGAUACAGACGAAUGAGAUUAGCUUUUCUAGAAGGACGACGAAUUCAGUUGAUCCAAUGAAACGUAGUUAGUAGUUUCUGAAUUCUGAACCAUUAUAGGACCAGCGAGUGGUUCGACGUGAGGGCACCACUGCACCAUGAUGAGAUGAUCGAAACCGGCCCCCCCCCCCGCCAGGAGGAGGAGGAGAGGAACUCCCCCGAGGCAAAUCAGAGAUGCAACGCACCGCCACAGCUGAGACGAGAUCGACUGGAAAGAUCGCUGGGCUGUGAGGAGGUGCGCUGCUACUCUACUCUCCAGACGAACUUGGGGAGGGUAACAAUUGCGCAGUGCUCAGGGCUGCGACUCCAGAUCGAUCCUGAGAACCCUCGAUCCAAAAAUUGCCUCCCCCUUUCCUUUUUUUUUUUCCCUUCUUCUUUUCUUUUGUUUUGUUUUCUUCGCCUAUUGAUAGACCAUAAAACCCGUCCCUUCUGUUUUUUAUGCUUCUUGUACUUCACCCCUGACCCAGAGAAUCCUCGUCCCUAUGGUAAAGGUUCCGUGGGUUGUCGGCCUGGAGGAUUGAGGAUUGCCAGGUACGUACCGGGCGUACCGGUGGAACGCAUCGAACGAGCACCUUUCGGAGGUGGACCGCCACUGACCUCGGUGGAGGGGGGUUUGUGGUACUUCUCCGUACUGUACCUGAAUACUCGAGAGGACUAAUUCUCCACUCCCUAAAGCAAAAAGUUAGUCCACAGCCCUAACCCGUUUUGGGUCAUCCACGCUUGCGGUAGUUAGUCAAACGAAAGCAAAACGAAUAACAA